Pseudoliparis swirei is the source of this 1526-nucleotide messenger RNA. RefSeq names its product adenosine deaminase tRNA specific 1 (gene adat1). The transcript is spliced from 8 exons. Gene Ontology annotation, molecular function: adenosine deaminase activity; RNA binding. The record is from RefSeq and is a predicted model, not a curated record. Gene Ontology annotation, biological process: RNA processing. NCBI's taxonomy places the organism in Eukaryota, Metazoa, Chordata, Actinopteri, Perciformes, Liparidae. Bases 192 to 1526 code for a protein of 444 amino acids.
GUGUCACUACCGCGGCGCCGCGGCUCUUUGAAAAUAGCGGCGACGUUUAUUUUGUAACGCACGUACACGCGCCCGUCCGGUCGAACAUUUCACGCACGUGCACGCGCCCGUCCGGUCGAACAUUUCACGCACGUGCACGCGCCCGUCCGGUCGAACAUUUAACGCACGUGCACGCGCCCGUCCGGUCGAACAUGGUGCACGCGGAUGAAAUCGCCAAGUUGUGCUACGAGCGUUUCCGCCAGCUGCCCCGCAGAGGGAAGCCCGAGCCGGGCAGAGAGUGGACCCUGCUGGCCGCCGUAGUGCAGCUCACCCGGCGCGCGCCCUCGGACUCAGUGGAGAAGCAGGUCGUGUCCCUGGGGACUGGAACCAAAUGCAUUGGACAGACAGCGAUGAGUCCCACAGGGGGCGUUCUGAACGACAGCCACGCAGAGGUCAUCGCGAGGAGGGGCUGCCUCAGGUACCUGACCCAGGAGCUGCACCGGGCCGUGAUUGGUGGACACAGCUCUGUGUUUUGUCCUGCAGGUCAGAGGAAGUGGAGCCUUCGUCCCGGCGUGUCCUUCCUCUUCUUCACCAGUCACACUCCCUGCGGUGACGCCGCCAUCAUCCCCAUGAGUGACAGCCGGUCUAAGCCCCGCCCCCCUCGCACACCUGUGAAGAGCCACGGAGGAACGGAGGGAAGAGGAGACCGGAAGAGGGGAGCAGAGGAGCCAGGUGGAGGGAACCACAGCAAGCGGCCCCGUCUGGAGGAGCAGGAAGUGAAGGACCAGGAAGUGGAGGACCAGGAUGUGGAGGACCAGGAUGUGGAGGACCAGGAAGUGGAGGACCAGGAAGUGGAGGCCGGAGGAGACGUAGAACAGUCUCUCCUGUCAGAUUCCCUGAAGAGUGACGAUCCCUCGCCACCGGGCCCCGACGUCCACAGGACGGGGGCCAAGUGCGUCCCGGGGGGGCCGGCCGACGCCCGGCGCCCCGGGGCGGGGUACCACAGCACCGGGGCGCUCCGGCUGAAGCCCGGCCGAGGGGAGCCGACCCGGUCCCUCUCCUGCAGCGACAAGCUGGCCCGCUGGGGGGUGCUGGGCUUCCAGGGCGCGCUGCUGUCCCACUACCUGCAGGGGGCGCUCUACUUCAGCAGCGUGGUGGUGGGGCGCUGUGCCUCCAGCCAGGAGGCCAUGCAGAGAGCUCUGGUCUCAAGAUGCUCCCGCGUGGCCGACCUCCCGCCGGGUUUCUCCGUGCGCCCCCCCGAGCUGCUCCGGUCCAGCCUGGAGUUCCCCUUCAGCCAGGUCCAGACCGAGCUCCAGCACCAGGGGGGGCGGGGACGCAUCUCGCCCUGUGGAGCAGCCAUCAGCUGGUGUAAUGUGGCCGAGCGGCCACUAGAUGUCACCGCCAACGGCCACAAGCACGGAGCCACCAAGAAGACCCUGGGCACCGCUGCAGCCAGGUCUCUCCUGUGUAAACUGGAGCUGUUCCACUCCUUCCUGUCUCUGGUGGCGGCCACGGAUCCUGGAGCGCUUCCCGACUCCCUGAGGUAA